UAAAUUAGAAGUACAAGAUCGCAACCAAUUCUAGAUUCAUUUUGUAUAAUCUAUGGAUUAUCUAUGAGUAUUGUAUUGUCAAAAAUUGGAAAAUGGCCGCGAAACAGACUUCUACAUUACAAGAAGCACAACCUUCUGAUGAUAUUCCCUUGACGUCCUUAGACGAAAGUCUCCUCAGCUUAGAAAAGCUGGAUCGUGCAUCUCCAGAACUAUGGCCGGAACAAAUACCAGGGGUAUCGGAGUUCGCGGCAAUGCACAAUGCUAACCAAUCGCCUCCUUCCUGGAGUAGGGGUUUCACUAAGGAGGAUAUAAAUUAUAUGCAACAAUUAAGUUCACUGUCUACAAGUGGUCUCAUAAUGGAAGUGAAGAAGCUACAUGACCUUGCUUACCAAUUAGGGCUUGAAGAAGCUAAAGAAAUGACUAGAGGGAAAUACCUUAAUAUAUUUACCUCAAGGAGACAGAAACAAUAGUAUGUUAAAGUUUGUUAUAUUGUUAUUAUCUUCAAUGUAUAAUAAAGCCAUAAUUUAGUUUUUAA
Molecule: messenger RNA, 535 nt
Organism: Galleria mellonella (greater wax moth)
Lineage: Eukaryota; Metazoa; Arthropoda; Insecta; Lepidoptera; Pyralidae
Gene: lin-52
Product: protein lin-52 homolog
Exons: 4
Coding region: 93-470 (125 amino acids)
Biological process (GO): regulation of DNA-templated transcription
Cellular component (GO): DRM complex
Source: RefSeq, a predicted model, not a curated record